This is a messenger RNA of Symbiodinium sp. CCMP2456, 1509 nucleotides long. The record is from the annotation of a GenBank genome assembly. NCBI's taxonomy places the organism in Eukaryota, Dinophyceae, Suessiales, Symbiodiniaceae.
AUGGCACUGGCUGCUAAGCAACGUGCCAAAGCCGCCGGCACGAAGGCAAGCGCGCCCCCUGUGCGAGUCAGGCCAAAGUCGCCCUCGUUCGCGAAGGAAAGUCCGCAACUGGAGCAUGAGCUUUCAAGAGCGCUUGCAGCAGGGGACGCUGAGAGGAAACACUUGCAGACGCACGAGACCGAAUGUCGCGUGAUGCAGCGCCAGCUGCUAUCGUGUCUCAAGGAAAACGAAGAGCUUCAACACCGCAUCAAAGCUGCUGAAGCAGACAAACAACAACAUCAGCAAGAGCUCGAUUCGGUCCGCCAUGAAAACACCAGCAUGCAAUCGCAGUUGGAGGCGUUGAGGUCAGAAAAGCUGGCUAUUCUCGCCCAUCUGAACGUUGCCAAGCAGCAGCGACAGGCUUUGCUGCACCAAAGUGGCGCUGUGGCGAAAGAGGUGCAAACGUUGCGACAGCGCCUGGCCAAAUCGGCAGAGGAGGACGCGAGGCAAAAGUCGGAGCUGAAGAAGCUGGAGGAUGAGCUGCAGAUGCUUAGGCAGCAAUUCUCUGUUGUGGAGCAAAGCAAGUAUGGGCUGGAACAGAAAAUCGAGUCGGCAAAGACUGAGCGUGAUGCUCAGCGACUGGCAUGUCGACGUGUUCAGCAACAGCAAAGGGCCUGCCAUUCUGAGAUGGGGAGUUUGGAGACAGAGCGGCAGCUGCUGAUGUCCCAGGUCAGCGAGGCGGAGCAGAAGAAAAAAACUGUUGAGCAGAAGCUUGGAAGGGAGCAGGCCGCGCAGGCUGCUCUUCAAGGCCGCAGAGCCGCGCUGCAACGGGAGAUCAAGAGACUAGAGCAACAAGAUGCGAACGCACUUGAGGCAAGUAAGCAGCUGAAUGCAGACGUUGCCAAGCUCGAGGAGGCCAAGAAGGCAUUGCACAGAAGACUUCAAGCCGCUUCUACUGAGAUGGCAGCAAAGCGGCACAACCUCCUGAGCGAGAGUCAGCAGCUGAGUCCGCUGAGUGCGGGCUCGGAGCGUGUGUUUUCCUUCACUCCCUCAUCAAGGGAUGAUGCGCUCCUGACGGGCAUGGAAGCUUCUCGUGGCACUGUCUGUGAAGCAGGUGCUGCAGAUGCCGUGGCCGGACGUGCGGCCACUGAGGGUCGGUGCUCCGUCUCGGAUGCUGGUAGGAUGGACAGCUUGGAGGGAAGGACGGAGUCCUUGAAAGAACCCGAAGAGGGGGGCGGAGGUGCAGGAGGUCACGGAGGCUCCCGCGGCUCCCGCGGCUCCGGUGCCUCGGGCUCCGGCUUCCUAAGUGAGCGCGCUCCCGAAGCGGAAGCGGAAGAUGCGGAAGAUGCGGAGCUUGGGAACUCGGAUGCUUUGGCCGACCUCGGCCUCGACCUCGGCCUCGACCUCGGCCUCGAGGCACACGGCACGAUCCGAGUCACUUCUGAGUCUGAGAGGGGCUUUGCUUUUGGAGGCAGCGGGCCCGGGCCCGGAGGACCUGCUGGGAGCUGGAGACGAGAUGGAGCACGCUGA